AUGAAUACAAACUAGAAUAAUCAAAAAAGCAUAACCAAAGUUAUACAUUAAAAUAAUAGGUACAUAGAUUAAAUUACUAGUCAUAAAAAGUAUCCUUAAAACAAUGCCUUAAGUAUUUUUUAAAAUUUCAUUGGAGGUAAUUCUAAGUAGGAUAAUUAUGAGAUCCCAUAUUUCUAACCUCCUACUGAGUAACGUUCUAAAAAAGGGCAUUAUGCAAAAUAACGAGCUUCAUUUUCAAGCUAAUACUUUUGUAAUGACAGCAAUACCCAAAACAAAGUUAAUUGUAAUGUAAGUCACUCAGGUAUUUUAAGAAUGAAGAGCACAGAUUUAAAUAAAGAUUUAGAAGAAUAAGUUGUUUUCACUCCUAUUCAAAAAAAAGUCCAUUCUCCUUAACCUGAAAGCUUACUUCAGCAUUAAAAUUUAAGUUAUUAAAGCAGUUUGUAAAAUUAAAAUAAUUAAGCAUUAAACCAAUAAAAAUAUGGAUCUUAAAACAUAUCUCAAUAACCAAGUUACAUGGAAAGGAAGUCUUCAACUCCUAUUAUAAAAGAAAGGUUUAUUCCAAAUGAUUAAAAAUAUAAAGAUUUAUCUUCAAUUUAAGUAUUUUAAGCUCCUAAAGAAACAAUCUAAAUAAGUAAAGAUAGCUUAAACUUGCCAAAGUUAGAUUAAUCGCAUUCUAGUAUUAAUUUAUAAAAGAAAAGCGUAAUAUAAAAUGGUUAAUAGGGUAAUUAAGAUUUAAAUUAAUGUUCACAAUCAAGCUAGGAUAAAAGUUAUUCUAAAAAUACACCCAUUAACAUCCAUAGAAAAUAUAAUUUAGUUAGUAAUAAUUCAGACUAUUCAACUUCAGUACAAAAAAAAAGCGACAUAACAGAUGAUCAUAAUCCUAGUUUUAACAAAGCAAGUUAGUAUAUAAUUGAAUCAUAAAAUAAAAUAAGCGAUGAAAAGAAGAGCUUUGGAAGAAAGAGUGAGGGAGAAAUAGAUCUUAAUAAUAUUUAAAAUAAAUAUGCAAAGCCUCUUUCUAAAGUAGUUAAGGAAGGAUAAAAUUUAAAUACUUCUUCGAAGCAAAAUAUAAACAAUCAUUUUUUAGAAUUAAAUCAAAAUCGAUUUUUGAUAUAAAAAUAAGAUUCUAAAAAGCCUAAUUCUUCUCUCUAUCAUAUUAAGAACUCCAUCGAUUCAUCUUAAAAAAAUAUUUUAAAUGCGCAGACUACUAAAAAUUAAGGAAAUUCUUAAAAUAUUUUGAAUUUUUCUUCUACUUCUACAAACUAGUAAUACUCAUCUUCAAUUAGAUCUUAAUCUGUUUAAAUUAAUACUCUUUAACAAAUAAAAUAAAAAAAUGAAAUAGCUACAAGUAGCAACAAUAAAAUGAACAUCAAGUUUGAAUUAAAUAAUAAUAAUAAUAUACUGCAAUAAUAACCAACUAUUCAAUCUGCAAGAGAAUUAGAACAAAAAGAAAACAAAAUUAUUGAAUCCUUUAAAUAAAAUAUCACUGCAGCAAAUGAAUCCCAUGGUAUGUAUAAGGGUUUUAUAUAUGACUAGAAAGGAAAUAUAAAAACAUUUGAUAUAAUAUGCUAAACAAAAACUAGAGCGGGGUAGUACAGUCCUAACUUAAAAAAAAUUAACUAAGAUUCUUAUAUUGUUAUUCCGUACUUCCCUAAUGAUAAAACUUAUAGCUUAUUUGGAGUUUGUGAUGGUCAUGGCGAAUACGGGCAUUUAGCUUCUAACUUUGUAAAAAAAAAUUUGCCCAAAGUUAUUUAGAGAGUUAUUAAGUCGUAAGGAGGGUGGCAAAAUAAUGAUAUAAAUUUAUAAAAAAUAAUUACGAAAUCAUUUCAGACAGUAUCAAAUGAUUUAUUAAAUUCCAAAGUAGAUACCUUUAUGAGUGGUACAACUGUAGUAUCUGUUUUGAUUCAUAAUAAUACUCUCUGGUGCUCAAACUGUGGUGAUUCUAGAGCUAUUCUAGGAAGAGAAUUAGGUAAAGGUUCAAAAUCAGAGUGGAAAAGUAUACCUCUUAGUGAAGACCAUAAACCUGAUUUGCCAAGAGAAAAAAAGAGAAUUUUAGAACAUGGUGGCAAAGUUGAGAAAUCAAGAGAUGAAAACGGAGUAGCUGGUGGCAUUUACAGAAUAUGGAAUUAAACUAUGGAAGGUCCUGGACUGGCUAUGGCUCGGUCUCUUGGAGAUAAAGCAGGGAGAGAAGUAGGAGUAAUAUCAGAUCCGGAUAUAUAUGAAGUACUAAUAAAAGAAGAAGAUCGAUUUAUUGUAAUAGCUAGUGAUGGCGUUUGGGAGUUUUUAACAAACUAAGAUGUAAUUUUUUAUGAAUAAUGUUAUGUUUUCUUUUACUAUAUAAUUUUAAAUAGGUAGUUAAAAUAGUAAUUCCUUUUUAUAAACAAAACGAUUCUGCUGGAGCAGCAGAUGCUAUAAUCAAACAAUCAGUGCUUAUGUGGCAAAAAAAUGAUGAAAAUGUGAUUGAUGAUAUCACUUGUGUAGUUCUAUUUUUUAGGUUUUAAGAUGACAAUAAAAAGAAAGUCCUAGAAUAUAUUUGAGAAGCAAUGUUAAAGAUUUAAUAAAAUAAUUUCCAAUUCUCAUAAAAAAAAGCUUCUACAGCAAUAUCAAAAAGCAUAAAAAAAAUAUAUCAAAAUAAUAAAUUAUACUUUUAGAAAAAACUAAUAAUUUAUUAACAAUUUAAGCUUAUAGAUAAAAUAAAUACAAACAAAUAUCAUUAUAAACAUAAUCGAAUCCUUUCUAUCUUUAUUAAUUAAUUUUCAAUUUAAUAUUAUAAAAUCAUGUAAUUAUUACUAUUAUUGUUACCAUUUUAUAAAGUAUUUAAUCGAUUUAAAAAUAUAAAAAAUCAUUUGUAAAUACUCUUUGUCUUUUUCAUUAAAAAUUGUUAAAAUAUUUGCACGUGUAAUU
Tetrahymena thermophila SB210 is the source of this 2901-nucleotide messenger RNA. Its product is annotated as protein phosphatase 2C containing protein. The record is from RefSeq and is a predicted model, not a curated record. Gene Ontology annotation, molecular function: protein serine/threonine phosphatase activity; cation binding. The transcript has 8 exons. Lineage: Eukaryota; Ciliophora; Oligohymenophorea; Hymenostomatida; Tetrahymenidae. Gene Ontology annotation, biological process: protein dephosphorylation.